Molecule: messenger RNA, 1914 nt
Organism: Scophthalmus maximus (turbot)
Lineage: Eukaryota; Metazoa; Chordata; Actinopteri; Pleuronectiformes; Scophthalmidae
Gene: mul3
Product: mitochondrial ubiquitin ligase activator of nfkb 1-A
Exons: 5
Coding region: 158-982 (274 amino acids)
Biological process (GO): protein ubiquitination; organelle organization
Molecular function (GO): ubiquitin-protein transferase activity
Source: RefSeq, a predicted model, not a curated record
GUGGCCAAAGGGACUCGAGAGCGAAAUGCGACUCUAUUUCCUAUUGGCUAAUGACACGUGACGCAACGUGGCCAAACAAGGAAAUGAUUCCGACGCAUUUAAAGCUUUUGUUUUCGAUUGAGAGGAGCGAGACAAAACAAAACUUUUAACAGACACAAUGAGUGACCUUCCUGUAAACCCUCUGGUUUGGCUCGGUGUCGGCUCCAGCUUCGCCUUCUCCGGCCUGUGUUAUCAUUUGUACCAGGAGAAGAAGAAAGAGUUGAAGAAGCUGAAGGAAAUACCCAUUUUCAAACCAGACCAACAUCUGGCCAAGAUACUGAAAGCAUCUCCCCACAAGAGACUUCAGUAUGUCGCCGUAGAAGGAAUGGUCCAGGCGGACGGGGAGCCUCUGGCCAGCCGGUUUGUCCCACGAUGCUUCGGCGUGAUCCAGAAGAUCACCGUGGAGGAACACUUGAGAUACUGGAACACCCUCUCCAAGACAUGGAAUACUCGGACGGUGAACAAGAAAGAGACGAGCAACUCGGUGCCCUUCAGCCUCAUCAGACCCGGGGCCUACGUCACUGACUUUUAUGUGAAGGUGCAGAACCCCCUGGAGGCCUCCGGGUGCCCCCUGGAGAGAGUGUACCACAAGUCAAGAGGUGCGGUGGAGGGCUUGGUGAGCACGGCCCUGCAGGGCCUCAGUGGGGAGAUACCCGUGGCGAUGGUGGAGAGCGAGGAGCUGCUGCGGGUGGGGAGCAUCUUGACCGGCUUUGGGGAGGUGGUGCUGGAGGGGGACCAGGUGAUGAGGCUGCAGGUCCCACAGGACGGCCGCAAAUACAUGCUGGUGGCCACUGACCACGGGAGCUUCAUGGAAAGGCAUGAGAGCUCGGCCAGCAUGUGGAAGACGCUGACUGCUGUCACUGGCCUCAUGGGGGCUUCUUUCCUCACAUGGGCCAUUUACAACUUAGUCGGCAAACAGGACGACAGGUCGAAGAAAGCUUGAAGGAAAAGAGGAUCUGGUAGGUUGGAUGGCUGCUCAAGUUGUGGAACGGGUUUUUGGGUGUAACACCCAGGUUUCGAUUUAUUUCACUUGUGGACAGGUUAUUCUUGUUUUAUUGAAACUGCGGCGGAUGCGAGUGGCCAAAACACGACACUGGCUGAAACAUUUGUAAAAUACAAAAAAAUUACAUUUUAACAAAACAUAUUGACAAAGCGGCCAAAAAAUAGAAACAGUAUUCCUAUUUUGUGAUUCCACAGAAUGCGGGGGUUGUUGUGUUCUGCCCCUUGGGGCCCACCAUACUCAUCCUGCCACAUUUGUAACCACUUGUCAAAACUUAAGGUAAUUCCUAAGUCUCUACUGUACACAAACCCUUCAAUGUUGUGAACACAGGGACCAGUUUGACUAUUUUUCUCCUGCUGUUUUUGAGCUCAGUGUCUGAUAAAGACAAGCGUAGACAUGAUCACGUAGCUUCUUAAGCUUUGACUAAAUGACUUUUUCAGUCACUGGACAAUAAAAGUUAGUGAUGGAACAAUCCCCCUCUAUGAUUUAUUAAGUCAAGUCAAAAAUUAAACACUGCGCUAUAAAAGGAACAUUAUAUUUUAUGAAUGAUAAGAAUGUAGUUUGUCGUAUCAAAAAUCAAAUCAAGCUCUUACUUAAACCAUCUUUUGCUCACACUUUCCUUUACAAGGCUUUUGCUGUGAAUCUGAUCAGAGACAUAAUUGUCAGUCCGAGAUUCCAAAUGGGGAAAAUCAAAAUAUACUGUGAUUACAACCAAUCAAUUAGGCUGCUUAUCCUGUACCUCUUAACUCACUAUGAUUUUACUCUACUGUUUUAUGACCUGAGGUCAGUGUUCAGUUUGUACAGGGACUAUUAACACUGUUGGUGGUUGUAUUCUUGAUUGUAAUUAUAAUAAUAAAACCUAUUUUCAAACCUUU